This is a messenger RNA of Paracoccidioides brasiliensis Pb18, 351 nucleotides long. RefSeq lists its product as uncharacterized. Bases 1 to 351 code for a protein of 116 amino acids. The transcript has 2 exons. The record is from RefSeq and is a predicted model, not a curated record.
AUGAAACGUGCGGGGGCUCUGGCGCCUGCUGAUGCUGAGGUACGGACCAGCAGCCUACACAAUGCUCCCAUACUCCUCACAGAUAGCAAGAGCACAUAUCGGUGGCUUUCAAGAUCCCUCAACUCAUUGGCUGCGAACGCAGGUACUCCUUUCAAGUCUGUCGGCUUUUCUGAAUAUUGCGUGUUCAACGGCCGUGAGUUCAGCUGCAAAAGGGGGACGCAACAAUGGAUUGAAUCUGAGGAACUUGAAGGCAACUUGCCUACACUAGACCGUGCACUGCGCCUUCUUGCUUAUCCAGCAGAAGCAAGUCGACAGCGAACCCCAGCAUUGGUCACUCUUUGUCGCCCGUGA